UAUGGCUUGGGUGCAUAUUUUAAAACUAAUUUUUUUUUAUUUAAUCGAGGGGUCCUAACAUGACCACCAACUGUUUUUUCAACAGGCGCCAAAAAUAUUUUAAAAUUAUUAGUGCUACAGAACAGUGUUUAUUUACUAAUUAAUUAUUACUUUAAUUAUUACUAAGCGGUCAAUGGUCACUAAGAAAAUUUUUUGGAUAUUGGGACAAUGCUGGCCCAAGUUCUAGGACUUAUAGAAGGCUGUGCUAUCAAACCUUACCAAUAUAGAAUAGAAAGAAUUGUACCUGUUGAUGGUGUCAUUACUUUGGUUAAAUUAUACAAUGUUUUGUUUUUAGGUUCAUGUCCUGUGGAUGGUGGAUGGGAUGAGUGGCGACCAUGGGCUCAAUGUUCAUCAGCACAUUGCACAAACAGAGGUUUCAGAAGUCGAUACAGAAGUUGUACAAACCCCCCACCAUCUGCUGACUUCGAUCUCACUAUGUUUGGAAUCGCAGUUGUUACCUAUAUAAGCGCAUGCGCUAUUUUUGUACUCUUACGUGCUCAAUUUUCUUAGUUUUCUAGCAAUUUGUAAUAAACCGACCUCGAAGAGGUUCAAGCCAGUCCGUGUUGUUGUUGCCUUAUACGGUCUUGCUCACUCCGAACUUGAAUAGUGAAUACACAACUUCGAUUGAAAUGACGUAAACAAACCAACACACGUGACCCUUCUCUUCCUUUUCCCAAUUUUUGUGGUUUCAAUAUCGACUUGUCUGGAUUCUGAUCACCGAUUGUUCUGUACGUGUCGAGACAUCAAUUGAAAGAAGUAGUUAUUUGUGUCCUUGCGAGCGCGCUUGGUGUAAAGAAACCACGUCAUAAUUAGAUCCAAUCGGAAGUUUUUUAAUUGAUUGCUUGAAACGCGGUCGAAUAUUUUACCGACAGUAUAACCCUUGUCAAAAGCCACGCAGAAGUUUAAAAUGCGAUUGAGUUUGAUUAUUAGCGUUGUUUUCUUGUUCGUCGCCAAUUAUUGGCUGCUUCUUGCAGAUGGCCAGGCUUGCUUCUUCGUAUUCUCGCGAAGGAAUAUUUAUGACCCAAUGAAUGGCAACUGUCGAUAUACAAUGGGUGGCCUUCGAAGAGAACGUGGCGUUUUCAUCAAAUCGUUUCAUUCGUGUUGCAGGAGAAAAUCUGCUAGUGCAUGGGGUUUCCCCUACCAUUGCACGUCAUGCAGAAAGAUUAGAGGAACGUGGGCGCCAUGGAGCCAUUGGUCACGCUGCAGUCAAACCUGUGGAAUUGGUUCUCAGAACAGAAGAACAAGGUGUAGUACUCACGUUUGCGCUGGAGGGCGAAGGCGUACUAGAUUCGAAACCAGGCGUUGCUUAUGGCAACCCUGUUGUCCAGUUGAUGGACAAUGGGGCCCUUGGUCGGCCUCAAGUGGAUGUUCCACAACGUGUGGGAUGGGAAUCGAAUUCCGUUCGAGAGUUUGCUCUUCACCAGCCCCAUCGUGUGGUGGACAGCAGUGUAUAGGUCCAAGGAAACAAUUUAAAGAUUGCAGUGUGGGGGAAUGUGCACAAUGGGGAGCGUGGGCAAGCCAAGGAACAUGCACAGCAACUUGUGGAAAUGGAAAAUUAUGGAGAAUUAGGCAUUGUGUUCUUAACAGUGGUGGAACAUGUGAAGGCCAAUCACAGGAUUAUAUUCCAUGCAAUGAAAGACCUUGUGAAGAUGGUUCUUGGUGUGCGUGGGUUUCGUGGGGAAAUUGUGAUUCAGCUUGCCAAGAUAUGGUGGGAACAAGAAAAAGAAAAAGAGUUUGUGCGUGUCCUGAACCUGUGGGUGACAAUCCUGCCUGUAGUGGGGAGGAAGAAGACACUUCUACUUGUAGAGGAAUCGGUAAUUUAAAUAAAAAAAUGAAAACUUUAUUUCCUACUUAAGUUAGUUGCACUUAUAUGAACUUAAACUAUACAAAGCUUAUAUGGCUUGGGUGCAUAUUUUAAAACUAAUUUUUUUUU
Molecule: messenger RNA, 1972 nt
Organism: Ciona intestinalis (vase tunicate)
Lineage: Eukaryota; Metazoa; Chordata; Ascidiacea; Phlebobranchia; Cionidae
Source: RefSeq, a predicted model, not a curated record